AUGCGGCUGUGCCGGUGGCUCCCCGCCGCCCGGGCCGCGUUCCGCUCCUCGCCGCCGGCCUGCGGGGGGCGGCCGCGGGGCCUCCCGCCUCCCCCGGCGGGGCAGCGCCGGGGCCGGGUAGGCGGCGGCGGCUUUGCGGCCGGCCUGGGGCGUAAAAGGGGGUUGUCGCUCUGCCCUUGCGCCCGUCGGCUUGCCGGAGGAGGUGGGCAGGCGCAGGCUGCUCUCUCGCGGAGCACGGUGAGCGCGGAGGUCCUGCAGCGCCUGGAGCACCUGGCGCUGGUGGAUUUCCGCGACAGGGAGGGCGUGGAGAGGCUGCAGAAAGCCAUCCGGUUCGCCGAUCAGCUCCGCGAGGUAAACACUGAUGGCGUGGAGCCGAUGGAUUCGGUGCUAGAGGACAGGUGUCUGUACCUCAGAGAAGAUGAUGUUACAGAAGGCAACUGCACAAAAGAGCUGCUGAAUAAUGCCAGGGAGAAAGUAGAGGAAUAUUUUGUAGCCCCACCAGGUAACAUCCCUUUACCAAAGCUAGAAGAACAAGAGACUUUUCUACAGGGCUCUUAGUGAAAGAACUCAAAUGUCACUUCUGAUUUUAUUGGGAGACUUAAGGUUUGUGCCGUCACAACUGAAAUACCUUCACACUUAGUUUGAUCAAAAGAAGAGCAACUGCACUGCAACUGCACCUUUUACAACAUCCUGCUGUAAAUUGUCUUGCUUCUGAAAUACUCACUGCGAAGCUGGAAGGCAGCAUGAGAGAUGGAUGACCUUAGUGCUUGCAUUUAGCAAAGCAUAUCUGAUGCUAUUCUUUAAGAUACUGAAUGAUGUAAAGGCUUCAGAGAGAACAUUAAAAACUGAUGAUUAAAAAAAAAUAAAAAAUAAUAAUUUUUCAUUGAACUGGUUUGUCAGUAAAACAAAAGAGGUUGGAAUAUUGUAUCUGACUAUGUAUCACCUUUAGCUUAACUCUGGCUCUGAUAGAGUCAGAAGUAACAAAGCCUGGUAUGGCAGGGGAGUCCGUAACAUUGCUGAGCAUCUCUGUCAAGUACAGACAGAACUCAGAUUUUCAUUACAGAAGGACUUUGAGAAGAUGAUUGACUCAGAUGUUUGGCUUGCACUGAAUAUUUCCUUUUUGUAUCUCUGUAUGCCAUGUCUGUAUGGAUUACCUUCUAGUUCCCACCUUGUAUUUUUAUUCUCACAAAUUAAAUACCUAGGUUUGUACAAAA
Messenger RNA from Oxyura jamaicensis (ruddy duck), 1214 nucleotides. RefSeq names its product glutamyl-tRNA amidotransferase subunit C (gene GATC). Gene Ontology annotation, biological process: glutaminyl-tRNAGln biosynthesis via transamidation; mitochondrial translation; regulation of translational fidelity. Gene Ontology annotation, cellular component: mitochondrion; glutamyl-tRNA(Gln) amidotransferase complex. Gene Ontology annotation, molecular function: glutaminyl-tRNA synthase (glutamine-hydrolyzing) activity. Lineage: Eukaryota; Metazoa; Chordata; Aves; Anseriformes; Anatidae. The record is from RefSeq and is a predicted model, not a curated record. Bases 1 to 558 code for a protein of 185 amino acids. The transcript has 3 exons.